CGGCUUUGACAGUCUCUCAUCUCAUGUAGUUCGGUUCGACUUCAACUAGCUGUCGGUGUCGGCUCUUGACUAUAAUUUUUCUUGUCCUAUCAGUCAAAGAUUUAAAUUUCCUGUGAUCAAAUUAUCAUAAAAAUGUUAUACAUUUAGUGAAAUCCUUGUGAAAAUUAUGAAAAUAUCGUAAAAUAUAGAAAUAAGAAAACUAAGCACAACAAUGGCUAAUGUAAAAGCAGCUCCUAAGGAACAACCAAAAAUACCUCCACCGCCACAGAUACUACCAAAGAUUAUAAAUGGAGGCAUCGCGGGCAUCAUCGGCGUGUCCGUAGUGUUCCCCAUCGACUUGGUGAAGACGCGGCUGCAGAACCAGGUCAUCGGCCCCAAUGGCGAGAAACAGUACAAAAACAUGUUGGAUUGUUUUAAGAAGACAUAUGCCCAAGAGGGAUAUUUCGGCAUGUACCGCGGUUCGGCGGUGAACAUCAUACUCGUCACGCCCGAGAAAGCCAUCAAGCUGGCUUGCAACGAUAUGUUCCGCUACUAUCUCACUUUGCCUGAUGGGAGCCUGCCGAUCUUCCGGCAGAUGAUCGCGGGCGGCGCGGCGGGCGCGUGCCAGAUCGUCAUCACCACGCCCAUGGAGCUGCUCAAGAUCCAGAUGCAGGACGCGGGCCGCCUGGCUGCGCAAGCGAAAAAAGAGGGCCGGAAGUUCGAGCGUCAGACGGCGAUGCAGCUGAUCAACAAGCUGCUGGCCGAGCGCGGCAUCAUGGGGCUGUACAAGGGGCUCGGCGCCACUGCGGCUCGGGACGUGUCCUUCAGCGUCAUCUACUUCCCCACCUUCGCCAUCCUCAACGACUUGGGGCCGAAGGAGCCUGGCGCUAGCAGCCCGCCCUUCUGGUGGUCGUUUAUUUCGGGGUGCAUCGCGGGCUCGUCCGCCGCGAUCGGCGUCAACCCCCUCGACGUGGUGAAGACGCGCAUGCAGACGCUCACCAAGGGCGCAGGCGAGCGCCAGUACACCGGCAUCGUCGACUGCAUCACGACGACGCUGAGGAACGAGGGCAUCACGGCGUUCUUCAAGGGCGGCGCGUGCCGUAUGAUGGUGAUCGCGCCGCUGUUCGGCAUCGCGCAGACCAUCUACUACAUCGGCAUCGCCGAGUCUCUGCUCGGCUACCCGAGAUAAACUAUGACAGCUAUGUAAAACGCAUCAAUACCUACGAUUUAAAUAUAAUCAGCCUCCUGUGACUGAUCGGAAUCUAGGGGUGGGCGUUUAAGUACGUUAUUGAUAUGACUUUGUUGAUCGUUUAACUAAUAUUGUGCAAAUCGAUACAAAUAUUGUGCAAAUCGAUGGAAACAAGUUUAAUUGUAGAUUACUAGUUCACUUCGGGGAGUAAAGGGGCUUUUAUUGAACCAGUGGGCUACAUGCCAGUCUUCAACAGUUGAAACUGGGUGCGUGUAGCCAACGUGCCAAUCGUUCACGUUCCAUAGCGAACAAAACGCAACUGUCACUGUCGCACUAAUAUGAAAGAGUGAUAGAGAGAGAUGACUACGCUACGCUACGGAGCGUUAACGAUUGGCACGUUGGCUACGCAGCCUGGCGUCCUUACCGGCCAGGGUAUAUUAAAAUCAUGCAAAAUUAUUAAAUAGAACAUAUUUCAAUAUCAAAUUAACAGCAAAAGUCACAAUAAAUUGAUAUUGUUAAAUACUGUUAUUAAAAGCAGAACGAAUAUUGUUCAGAAAAUUUAUACACUUAUUAUUAUUGUUAAAAAUCAAUGGUUUACGUUUUAAGCCCUUCUGUUACGCUUAUAGCUCAAUUGUUUUAAAAUAUAGGUAUACUUUAAGUUACUUUAGUCAAGAGCAAUUAAAAGUGAUAUUACUUUAUUUAUUGUUACCGUAAUUUUAUUAUUACUCUGUUGAAGUUAGGGCUAGCUGAACAAUGAAAUUGUAGGUAUAUUUCUUUAAUUUCACACACGACGCGUGAGAUCUUAGGUAACUUGUUACGUAAAAUUGCAAAUCCGUAUAAACGACAUUGAAGUCUGUAAGUGUAAAAACAAAACGAUGAACGUGUUUUCGCCAUCUUAACACUCGUAAAACACUGGUCCAGGCUGUGUAUGUUUUAUCUUUAUUUAAAUAAAAUUAAUAUUAUUUUUAUUGCUUCUUUUACAUAAUAUAAUAAAUAUUUUUAUCCAAGGAUGAGAAAUAUUAUGAAUUAAGAUGAUAUGAUAGUGUUUGGUUCUGUCUAACAGAACGUCCUCCUAAAGACAUUGCUCGUCCAAAAUUAAAUUGAGUCGCUUGUUCAUAUCUCGGUUAGACAUGUUGAUAUGUUUUAUCAGUGAUGAUGACAAUAAUAUCAUGUGUGUAAAAUAGCGAACUAGGUAGCAUGAAAUUAACUUAGCACGAGUCCAAUUUUAUCAAUGUCAAUUGAAUGAUGUAUGGUGAGUUACUGUAGAAUAUGAUUCUCAUCUUGAUUAUCAGUAACUGAUAAGACACUCAUAUAAUAUUAUCAGACUGCCAAUAUACAUUGACAAGUAUCGCUUUAUCAAAACGAGGGUGUGUUCAGAAAAAUAAGUACAUAAUGUGUAAUUUCAAGUUUUUCUUAAAUCUAUUGAGAUAUUGCACACGAUCUAAUCUAAGAUUUCGGAGGAAGAGUUCUUAGCACCAACUAAAAUAUCUUCGGUGAAUAUUGAGCAUAGCAUAGUUAAUUAUGUGCUGUAGUAAUAGAAUUGGAAUACACUUGGUAUUAAAAAAAAAUACAUACAUACAUACAUACAUACGUAGUUCAGUAUUCAGCAACGAAGCAUUUAUAUAUUAUUAUAUAGUACAAGUACGAAGACAAGUUACAGUACAAACUGUCACUAUACAAUUAUUCAAGUGACUUAGGUGUCGUAAAAAUUGAUGUUGUUUGCAUGCCUACAUAUUUUCGUCUGCGUUAUUGAAUAACCGUGUUACGAAUAUUUAAUCCUUAUUAUGUAAAGAUAUCAUAAAGACAAUAACAUGCCAAUGGUGUUAAAAUCAUUAUAAAUGUGUUUGUGGUGUUAUAAGGUAAAGUUAAUAUAUAUACAUAUGUCAUGUCAAUUAAACUAGGUAUCUCCUUCCAUGACUUCCCUCUGGGAUUCGCCGAUCUAGGUAUAAUGAUUCGAAAUGGAACGUGUUUCAGUUUGCCAUGCCUAAAUUAUUGCAAAAGAGAGAGCAGGUGUGAUUACAGCCAUUGAGUUAUUACUAUUAUAGAAAAGCCAUACCAAACAAUGAAAUUGUCGCAAUUGCAACCUGUACCACGCGAUCAAAACGUCGUAAGCGCCGUAUAAUUCAUGGCGCUUACGCGUUUAGGUCGCGAGACUUACGCUCUGCUUCUAUGGUUUGUUGUCAGAACAACAACAAGUCAUGGCGUUAACUACUGGUUUUCUGGGUUCUAUACGUAGUAAUAUAAUUACAACACUUUUUUUUUUAUAUAGAUCCGUUUUAGAUAUCAAGUCGCCGACAUACAUUUUUGCACUUCGGAAGCUGGUAACUUUGGCUAUUGAAUUGUAUAUUUUUAAACAAUUGAAAAUUUACCACGUCUCAUCUAAAAGACAGCCGAAAUAUAGUUAUGAAAUUUAGAUGUGCUUUCUUUUAGGUGCAUAAUAGGUAGAUGUUGAGAUUAAAUAUUACGUUAACAACA
Messenger RNA from Cydia pomonella (codling moth), 3643 nucleotides. RefSeq names its product mitochondrial glutamate carrier 1-like. The coding region runs from base 212 to 1168 and encodes 318 amino acids. Gene Ontology annotation, molecular function: L-glutamate transmembrane transporter activity; L-aspartate transmembrane transporter activity. NCBI's taxonomy places the organism in Eukaryota, Metazoa, Arthropoda, Insecta, Lepidoptera, Tortricidae. The record is from RefSeq and is a predicted model, not a curated record. Gene Ontology annotation, biological process: aspartate transmembrane transport; L-glutamate transmembrane transport; malate-aspartate shuttle. The transcript is spliced from 8 exons.